UUCCCCCACACACUGCAUCCCAUGAUUGCAGCUGCUCUCCAUCUCUCUCUCUCUGAGCCCAGGAGUGAGAACCCUCCCUUCCUCCCUCUCCUCCUCUGUUCGUGAUGGUGGCGUUAAUGUGGUGGUGAGAGUGAUGAUGGCGGCCUAGGGCUAGUGUGGGAUGAGGAGCAGCUGCAGCUGGAUCUCUUUCUUGGGGCUGCUGCAGCUGACCAAGAUCUUCCUUCCUCUGACCUCCAUGGUAGUCGGUUUGUAGUAGAUUUUAGAGCAGAUUACAUUCUAGUUGCUGGGAUCUACUGCAGGGGCUUUGAAGUUGCAGAAGGUUUACUUUGAGGCCAGGUAGUGUUGUUCGGUUUGCUUAGCUGGCUUCGAUGGCGAUGUCGCCGUCCAAUCCAAUGCGCAAGUACUCUUGGUGGUGGGAUAGUCAUAUAUCCCCGAAGAACUCAAAAUGGCUCCUAGAAAAUCUUACAGAUAUGGAUAGCAAAAUCAAAGUGAUGAUCAAGAUUAUCGAUGAGGAUGCUGACUCAUUUGCAAGAAGAGCAGAAAUGUAUUAUAAAAGGCGCCCAGAACUGAUGUCUUUGCUUGAGGAGUUAUACCGUGCUUAUCGAGCUUUAGCUGAAAGAUAUGAUCAUGCAGCUGGAGAACUCCGACAGGCCCAUAAAAAAAUGGCAGAAGCAUUUCCUGAUGAGUUUCAGUUGGACUUUGAUGAUGAUCUGCCAACAGAAACUGCAUCUACUGAAUCUGAAACAGACAAUCGUGACAUGACUCCAUUUUUCCUUUCAUUCAUCAAGGCUGGUGAUUCAAAAAAACGUGCUAAAGAUGACCAAGAUCAUGAGAAGCUGCAGAAAGAGAUAUCUAGCUUGUCAAAGGAAAAUCAAGACCUCAAGAAGAAGAUUUCAUCAGUAUUAGAAAAGAGCAAUAAGGCUGAAUCUGAAGUGAGUUCUCUCAAGGCGGCCCUUGCAGAUCAAGAAUCAGAGAAGGAAGCUGCAUUUUCACAAUGCCAGCAAUCCAGUGAUCGACUACAGAGCCUCAAGUCUGAAAUAUUGCAUACCCAAGAGGAGUUCAAGAGACUUAAAGAGGAGAUGGAAAAUGGACUACAGAAUUUGAGCACCGCAGAGGAAAGGUGCCUUCUCCUUGAGAGAGCUAACCAGAAUUUGCAUCUGGAGCUAGAUAAUCUGAAGCUUGCCUCAAAAGAGAAGCAUGAUGAGCUAAAUGAGAAGCACAUUGAGUUGGAGAAGCUUAGCAUCUCUAUACAAGAGGAGCAACUCAAGAGCAUGCAAGCAGAAAUGGCCCGGCUAUCUUUGGAGAAGCAAUUGGCACAAGCACAGGAGAAGCUAAGACUUUUGUCUCUUGAAAAGCAUGGUGAAGCAAGUAAGAUUGAGAACAUUGAAGCAACCAAAGUUCAACUUCAAAAGGAAUUGGAAACUAUUCGAGAAGAGAACCGAAAAUUGGAUGAUCAAAACCACUCCUCUGCCUCUGUGAUAAUCCGUCUGCAGGAUGAGAUAAUUUCUUUGAAGAAUACGCAGCGGCGCCUUGAGGAAGAGGUGUCUCGGCAUGUGGAGGAGAAAAGGGUGCUUCAGCAUGAGCUUUCAUACCUCAAAGAUAACAAGGGCGACUUGGAUAGGAAGCACUUUUCGAUCAAGGAGCAAAUCCAAGUGGUGAAUUUCAAUGUAGAAUCACUCCAAUCACUUGCACAAGAGGUGAGGGAUGGAAAUGUUGAGCUAAAAGAGACCAUAAAAAAUCAUGAGGGUGUAAAAGCCUUGUAUGUUGAGAAUCUAAUGCUACUGGAGAGGACGUUGGAGAAAAAUGCUCAUUUGGAGAGAUCCCUUUCAGCUGCAACUACUGAAAUUGAAGGAUUGCGGGACAAGAAGGUUGCAUUGGAAGAAUCAUGCAAACACCUUAAUUCCAAGGUUAACGGCCAUCAGUCUGAGAGAGCCAUGUUUGUUGCACGGAUUGAGGGUAUUUCUCAUACCAUGGAGAAGCUAUCAGAGAAAAAUGUAUUCUUGGAAAAUUUGUUGUCUGACAAUAAUACAGAGCUUGAGAUCCUUAGAAGGAAGCUGAAAGAUUCAGAGGAAUCUACUCAUACAUUCCGCAACCAGAAUUCUGUACUUCGAUCUGAAAAGAGAACUCUUAUGCGUGAGGUGGAUAGCAUCAACAGUGCUCUACUCAGUUUGGAAACCCAAUAUGCAGAGUUAGAAGGGCGAUGCUUGGAUCUUGAGCAGGACAGAGACAAGGCCCUAGAUGAAGUGAUCAAACUACGAGAGCUGUUGAGGCUAGAAAAGGAAAGGCACAAAGAAGCCACCAGCUCAGACAUAACUCAAUUCAGUGCUAUACAGAAGCAGAUAAGUCUACUGCUAAAAGAAGUUAAGCACAAGGAGAACCAGCUUCAAGAGGAGGAGCACAAGAUUGUUGAAGCUCAGACUGAGAUUUUUAUCUUACAGAGGUGCUUAGGUGACAUGGCCGAAGCAAAUUCUGAUGUUGUGGCUCAAUUGCAGAAGCAACAAGAGGUAUGCAAGGUUCAAGAGGAGAAAGCUGAUUUCUUGUCACAAAACAACCAGCUGCUGACAGAAGGGAUUGGUUCUGUGAUGGAAGUACUGCAUCUGGAUGAGAAAUAUGGAUCAUUGGAUCUAAUGAAGAUUGAUGUAGUUGUGCAGCUCCUCUUACAUGAGAUCAAGUGCCUGCUGAAUACUAUUUCUGAUGCUCAGGAUGUGAAGCAGAACCAGAUCCUUGAGAAGUCGCUUGUUGUCACGCUUCUGGAGCACUUUGGGAGAGAGGUAGCUGACCUAAGGUCAGAAAGGAGUGUUCUGAAGCAAGAGUGGCAAGCACAAAGCGAUGAGCUGGUGAAGCUGCAGAGUGAAAGGCAUGACCUCCUAAAGAUCAGCUGCGAGCUACGGAAGGAGAUGGAAGCUCGUAACCGCAAAGUGGAUGAGCUGAAAUCCGAGGCAAAGUUCUUGGUUAGACAACUCACAGAGCUGCAAGAAUCACGACAAUCAUUGCAAGCAGAGAUUAUCAAGCUGAUAGAAGAGAACACCUCACUGUCUAGCAAAGUUUAUGGCUCUAGGGAGAAGGAAAAGUCAUUUGAAGAUGAUUUCAGCACUCUUGUUGGUGAAGCAGUCAGGACAGACAUCCUUGGUGUCAUUUUUAGAAGCCUUCAUGAUGAGAGGACAUCACAAUUGCAGUGUUUGCAUGAGGAUUUUGGGUCUCUACAUGCAGCAGGAAACGAGCUUUAUCAGGAAAUCAAGCUGAUGAACAAGAAGCUUGGAGACCUACAACUCGAGAACAACUAUCUUGAGAAGGAACUCAGUAGAACUCUGAGCAUCUGUGACGGCUCUGGUGCGGAAAUUUCAAUUGGAUCCAGAAGGCGUGCGAUGAGGAGAGAUACCAAGCUAUUGAAAUCCGGCAGGAAAAGCCAAGAGACUGGACAGAACAUGGAACAGCGAAAAGAAGUUGACAAUGCUGGCCUUGAGAAAUCGAACGAAAUGCUAAGGGAGGAGCUCCAGAAGUUGAAAAGUGAACUGCAGGUGCUUAGGAGCAAAGAACAGCCUGUGAUUGAUGUGAAAUCUUGCGACGCGGAGAUCACUAAACUGCUGGCCAACAUGCAACUGGCCACUGCCAAUGCGUCUCUCUUCAAGGAGAAGGUCCUUGAGCUCAUCGUGACAUGCGAAAGUUUUGAGAUCAGUGACAUGGUGCAGAAGGAGGUGUUGAAGGAGGAGAUCACUCGGAGGAACUCUUAUGUGGAUGAGCUGAAGGAUAAGCUAAAUGCCGUGGAGAUUGAGAACAGAAGGCUGAAGGUUGAUCUGAAUGGUGACUUCACACUGCUCGGAGCACUGCAAACUGAAGUUGAUGCCCUGGAGAAACAAACCUUGUCGCUGGCCAAGGAUUGCUUGCCACCAAGCAUGCUCAAGGAGGAGAAUGCAUUGUCACCUCAACUGUCAAAGAUUGCUGUGCGCCCAAGCGAAGAUCAAAACACGACGAAGAUGGUGAAAGACAUGGAGUUGCAGAAACUCCAUGGAACCAUCAAAGCCCUCCAGAAAGUGGUGUCGGAUACAGGGGUUGUUCUGGAGCAAGAGAGGCUCGACUUCAACAACAACCUCCAGGACGCGAGGAAGCAGAUCGAGAUGCUGAAGCUUAAGGAGAUCCUGGACAGUGACGCCAGCGACGUGAACUACGAGCGCAUGAUGAAGGACAUACAGCUGGACCUCGUCCAGACUCCCAGCCGGCGUGCUGCCUCGCACGGCCACCACAGGAAGAAGAAAUCGGUUGCAGGGCAGUCUGACGACAAGAUGCUCGCGCUGUGGAGCGUGGACCGGGUGAGCAGCGGCAGCCGCAGGCACGACGUGGACCUGCGGCCACCGCAGAGCGAGGCGGCCGAGAACGACAACAAGGGCAAGAAGCGGUCGUGCUCCGAGCCAGUGGUGACCGUGAAGGACCUCGGUGUCGACAAGCAGGAGGUCCUCCCGCGGCCUGUCGUCACCACGGUGGCAACCACCACGAUGGAGCCGCAGCGGGAGUGGAAGAAGAAGGUGAUCGACCGGCUGUCCUCGGAGGCACAGCGGCUCCGGGACCUCCGGUCCAUUGUCCAGGAGCUGCGCGGCGGUGUGGAGGCGUCGUCGGAUGCUGAGCUGGACGGCGUGAAGGUGCAGAUGGCCGACGCGGAGGACGCCAUCGAGGAGCUGAUCGACGCGAACGGGAAGCUCCUGAAGAAAGCUGAGGAGUUCACGUCGGCGGCUGCGGGCGACGACGUGGACCUCCGCAGCCGGAGCCAGCGCAAGAUCCUGGAGCGCGUGCGCAAGAUGUCGGAGAAGGCCGGGCGGCUGGAGCUGGAGCUGCAGCGGUUCCAGCACGCGCUGCUGCGGCACGAGGAGGAGCGCGCGGCGCGGCGGGCAGCCAAGGCAGCGGCCACCGUGCAGGUGCAGCGGCGGUCGCGCGUGCAGCUGGUGGAGUACCUCUACGGGCGGCGGCGCGACAGCCGGCGGCCCAAGCAGAAGACCCGCGGGCCGUCCUGCUGCAUGAGGGCCAAGGCCAUCGAUGACUAACUCCCCCAUGCUCUCGUUCAGAGCUUAGAAGCUCAGUCAGAAGCUAUUAAAACUACCACUGGUUAAUCUUCAGGACUUCUAAUUUAAGCAACAAGCGAAAUGUCCAUGUUCACGUUUAGCAGCCGGGUAUCACCGUUAAUGGUUGUUUUAUUAGAAAUUCUUGGAUUCAGGGACAAAAUUCAAAUCAAACGCUAAAAGUUCUUAUAUUUAGGCAUGGAGGGAGCAGCGUCAAUAGCGGCGCCAUUUGGUGUACUAGAGCAUGUAUCAUAAAUAGAAAUAAUAAAAAUAAAUUUAUAUA
Molecule: messenger RNA, 5331 nt
Organism: Setaria italica (foxtail millet)
Lineage: Eukaryota; Viridiplantae; Streptophyta; Magnoliopsida; Poales; Poaceae
Product: protein NETWORKED 1D
Exons: 6
Coding region: 369-5033 (1554 amino acids)
Cellular component (GO): plasma membrane
Molecular function (GO): actin filament binding
Source: RefSeq, a predicted model, not a curated record